Rosa rugosa (rugosa rose) is the source of this 1097-nucleotide messenger RNA. RefSeq lists its product as uncharacterized. The record is from RefSeq and is a predicted model, not a curated record. The transcript has 2 exons. Lineage: Eukaryota; Viridiplantae; Streptophyta; Magnoliopsida; Rosales; Rosaceae. The coding region runs from base 626 to 964 and encodes 112 amino acids.
UAAUUUUCGUACACGAAGUUACAAAUUAUGAACUUUGGUACAUGAACUUAUAAACCCGACCAACUUUUUAUACACGACGUCAAUAACCCCGUCAGUGGGUAUGUCAUUAUCCAUAUAAUGAAGGGUAGAAUAGGGUUUUCACCGCAAACCCAUCUCUCUUCUCCUUCGCACAACCCUUCUCUAUAAUCCCUCCUCUCUCUUCUUCUUCCUACACCCUCCUCCUCUCUCAGCCCUCCGAUCAUCCCUCUCUCCCCACCACCGUCCCUAAUGACGUUAUCAACGUCAAGGCAUCGAUGCUGAUUUGAAUCACAGUGACACAGACUCUCACAUAGACAAAGCGAAAGAGAGAGCUGCAUAAUCACAUUGGAAGAAUCUGAAUGAUACAUGCUGGAGAAGAACCACACCUUUUACGGCGUGUCGGUUUUUGAUUCCACGGCCAAGAGUGGUUCGCCGCAUUUGAGAACCAGAAGAAGAAAAAGAAGCUAGAGACGAAGGAGAAGCUGAAAUUGCGGUGGAUUGCGGUUGGAAUCGUCGCCGUGGAUGGGGAAAUUUACGGUGGUAUGAUAUCGGAUUAGGAGGCGACGGCGGCGAGAGAGAGAGAGAUGGCGUAUGCCGGAAAGAAGAGAUGGAAAGGUUUGGUGGUAGGAGUGUUAGACUUGGUUCUGCUUUCUAUGCUCGUGCCUCUUCUCUUCCUUCUCGGUAUUCACAAUGGCUUUCAAGGAUAUGGUUCGGAGCAGCCGAAUUUGCCUACAGUAAGGACUUAGUUUCUGGUUUGUUUUGGUUAGGUGGAGAUUUUGUGCAAGAAUUUCCCAGAAAACGUUUUAUAAGAGUUUUGAGAGAGAUGAAUCUGUGGAAAUUGAUACUGAGGAAAUGGGAGGUGCUGAUUUUGGUUUCGAUUUGUGGGAGGCUGGUUUCGGGUUGGAUUAGGAUUAUGGUGUUCUUAUUGGAGAGGAACUCAUCCUAAGGAAGGGACUGUUAUAUUUUGUUUAUGGGAUCAGGAAGGCUGUUUAGAACUAUAUUUGGCUUGGCUUUAUUUGAUGGGUUGGCAUUUCGGGUUGAUCAAGAAGGGUGAGAAGGAAACAAAUGGUAGAAUCCAA